AUGAAUUCAAAUAGAUUGUUACUUUUUAUUAAGAUUAUUACAAUUUAUGGAAGUAUUUAUUAAAAAAUACUAUGUUGUACCAUUCAACAAAGGUCAAAAGACAAGAAGUGAUUUCAUGUUAUGGAACAACUGUCAAAUAUGACUUAUCUUUGUGAUAAGUAUACUUCAAACAAUAAAACAUUUGGGGAAUAGUGAUUAUCCAACAACUUAUGCGUCCAUAAUAGUAAAAUUAUGGAAUGAUAAUUAAGAAAAUCUAAUAGUUUAUUUUUAAUAGAAAACACAUUAUUAAUGUGAAAUAAUUAUAUAUUUUAUAAUGAACACCAUACAAAAUAUUUUCAAGGCCAAAUUGAAUAAUGUCUUUGGGAUGAUUCAUGUUAAACCAUUACCAGGUACACCGUUAUAUGGUAGAAAUAUAAAACAAAUAAUAUACUCUGCCUGCAAGGAGGCUGAAAUAUAUAUGAAAUGUGGAAUAGACGGUAUUGUCGUUGAAAAUAUGCAUGACAUACCUUAUAUGCCUGCCAAAGAAAUAGGUCCAGAAAUUGUAUCCUCAAUGACUAGAAUUUGUACAUCAGUUAGGCAAGUGGUACCUGAACAUGUUCCUUGUGGUCUCCAAAUAUUGGCUGCAGCCAAUGAAGAAGCAAUCGCUGUUGCGCAUGCAACAGACUUCCAGUUUAUUAGGGCUGAAGGUUUUGUUUUUGGCCAUGUUGCUGAUGAAGGUUACAUGGAUGCAUGUGCUGGUAAGUUAUUGAGAUAUCGCAAAUCAAUAGGAGCAGAAGAUGUGUGUAUAUUUACAGAUAUAAAAAAAAAACACAGUUCACAUGCUAUCACUCAAGAUGUAAGUCUGAUUGAAACUGCUAAAGCAGCAGAAUUUUUUCUGACCGAUGGAGUUAUAGUAACUGGUACUGCAACAGGAGAACCCGCCAAACCACACGAUGUAGUUGAAGUGAAAAAGUGUGUGACUGUUCCAGUACUUGUAGGAUCUGGUAUAACCAUUAACAAUGUACAUGAGUACAAAGGUGCUGAUGGAUUCAUAAUUGGAUCUCACUUCAAGAAAUAUGGCAUGUGGCAAAAUGAACUUAAGGAGACUGUUAUUUUAGAAUUUAUGAACUGCUUAAAAAAUAACUGAAAUAAAGAACCCCAAUUUAUUCAUUA
Molecule: messenger RNA, 1152 nt
Organism: Rhopalosiphum padi (bird cherry-oat aphid)
Lineage: Eukaryota; Metazoa; Arthropoda; Insecta; Hemiptera; Aphididae
Exons: 7
Coding region: 314-1126 (270 amino acids)
Source: RefSeq, a predicted model, not a curated record